This is a messenger RNA of Vitrella brassicaformis, 475 nucleotides long. The record is from the annotation of a GenBank genome assembly. NCBI's taxonomy places the organism in Eukaryota, Vitrellaceae.
GAUCACACAGCGGCCCAACAAUACGCAGCCACGACUGUCACAACAACACAUUGGCUUCGGUCCCAUCGCCCCAACGCCCGCCCGCCGGGGGGUUUAUAGGGCAGUGUCUCCUCUCCCCCUUCCUCUUCCACGUUUCCAGCUUCGGUCCUCUCAUAGUACUUAGGGGUCUUGAGCUCCAGGGUGAUAGGAUACGGCCCCCUGUUCCUCUCCUCCUUUGGCGGCAGCCUCCCCUCCACGUUGUGCACUGACACCUUAUAUGUCACGGGAAGAAUGCAGUCUUCUAAGGUGUAUUCGUAGUUGAGGACAGAAUGGCCGCCUGACUCUUUUGUGCGGCUGAAGAGCGGCAGGUCGACGGCACGAUAAGUUGGUGGCUUCAUGCCAAAGACAGACAUCGAGACCAAUAGACCGAGAUACAUAUUCUGUUGAUGAUCAGUGCCACUUUCUGUGUACCUACCAUGUUGCGCGGACUUUCCAU